Xenia sp. Carnegie-2017 is the source of this 2275-nucleotide messenger RNA. RefSeq lists its product as uncharacterized. Bases 371 to 1801 code for a protein of 476 amino acids. Gene Ontology annotation, biological process: potassium ion transmembrane transport. Gene Ontology annotation, molecular function: delayed rectifier potassium channel activity. Lineage: Eukaryota; Metazoa; Cnidaria; Anthozoa; Malacalcyonacea; Xeniidae. The transcript has 9 exons. Gene Ontology annotation, cellular component: voltage-gated potassium channel complex. The record is from RefSeq and is a predicted model, not a curated record.
CUGACGUCAUAAGAUAAAUACAGCGGCUUACUCAAGUGAUAUGUACAACGAUACAAGGCAAUAUAUAAUUCUCACCUCUCAGGAGAUGUUCGCGCUAAUAUUAAAGUUCGCACGUUUCAAAGAGCUACAUGAUUAACACACAUAAUGCUCGAAUAUUACUAUCUUUAUGAAGGUACAUUGAAGAAAAUCACACUGAUAUAUAAACCGUAUCAAGUUAGGUUUUGAACAAAUCUUCAAUGCUUAAAAGGAUGAACAAAUAGGAUGCAUUGAUUUGGGCACAAUAUUUUAACUGAACAUCAAAAAUUUCAUCACCAAUACGCAUGCGUGGUCUGGACAAGGUAUGAACAGCGUUAAAUGACAGAUUCUCGAAAUGCGCACUAAAUUAACAAUGUGGAAAAUUGUGAUCCUUCAAUGUACAUUAUUACUCCUAAUGAUUUGCCUGCACGCGGGAGGAGAAACCCUGGAUAAGCUGUGCAAUAAGGACCGUCAACUCACCGUCAAAUAUUGGGAUCAUGGUCCAUAUAUCACACGUACAUCACGUGAUUCCGUAACGGGAAUCUUCCCAAGCUUUCUCGAUGACAUGGUGGGACAUUGCUGCAAAGGAGCUCAAGUCAAGUACCAGCAAACUAGCGGACCAGCGGAUUUCUACAAGACUAUAAAGGAAAUGAAAUUGACCAAAUCUUCACUUUCAUUUGACAUGGUGUUGCCUGUUUACGUUGAAAGUUUUGGCAAAGAAUCAUUCGAAAAUUUAACAUUCGUAGCUAUGACUGAAUCACUUGGUAUGGCCGUGUUGAAACAUAGUAACGUCUCAAGGGGAAAACUCAUGGUCUCUCUUCUACAAUCGUGGCCAGUUUUGAUUUUUAUUCUACUCAUUGCCUCACUUGCGGGAAUUCUUAUUUGGAUAGUGGAAAGAAAAUCCAACCCAAAGUUUGCAGAAUUAUUCCCACAAGGUGCAUUUGAUGGUUUCUGGUGGGCUUUUGUUAGUAUGACAUCUGUAGGUUAUGGAGACAAGUAUCCAAAGACGAUAGUUGGCAAGUUACUUGGUUCUUGCUGGUUGGUUUUAGGAAUGCUAUUUGUCACCAUGUUUAUUGGAAUUUUAACUACAACAUUAAUGAACUUAUUUAUGGAAGGCACAUUUGAUAUUCAGAAUGAAAUGGUCGCAGUUGUGAAUGGAAGCGUGGCUCACUGGUUAGGCAUUGAACAUCAUGCGUCAUGUAAAGCUAUGAAAAAACAGGAAGAGUUAUACGAACUGUUGAUCAACUACAAAGUAGACGCGGCUUUGGUUGACAUAAACAGUUUGAAAGAAGCGGCGGGCGACUUACAAAGGAACUACAAAAUUAAAGUCACUGGAAUUCUACCAAAAGAGACAUUCUACGGACUUGUGCUUAGCAGAAGAACAGAAAGUUUAGCUAAAUGCUUUCGAAGAUACAUUGAAAUCAACGAGCUAGCUAUAUUCAGAAAGAUGUCGCAGUUUAGUGGAAAGCAAAAGAACAAACUUGAUCCAGCAGAAGAUUAUUUUGGAAGUGGCGGAAUCUUUAGUAUAUGUGUGUACUCUAUGUUGGCAAGUCUGGCAUUAUUCUGUGUUGUUGGUUGUCUUUGGGAGUUGUGUAAACGAAAACACUCAACGCUUAUGAAAGAAGGCAACGAUGAGUACUACAGCAAAAAUGGUUCAAUUAGUGGAUGCACAAAACUUGGAACAAUGGACACAUCAUUGGAAACGUUACCAAGUAAAGAACAAUACCAUCUUAAAGACUCAUUUGAAGCAAUAAACCAGUUAUAUUCAAGACAAACUAACGUCUGAUAGACAGACGUGUCAAUGACAAGUUAAAAUACAACAAACAAAGAUACUAUACGUGAAUUUUGAUGACAUUAUAACGUUUUUCAGUUGACUCCAGUUUUUCAAUGAAAUGUAAAUAGUCGACAGUUCAGAACCUGGGGGAGUGUGUAAACUCAUUUUGACAAGAUCUUGUAAAAGACUUGCGUAAAUGGUCGAAUUGCAUGGUUGUGAGACUAAACCUCUGGUUGGCUGUAAGCCACAGGCUAAAUUCAGGGAAAAACUACAACUUUAAUUGGGUGGUGGAGGGGGGGGGUAUAUACUCAUAUAUUCAACUCUGUCCUACUGAUUUCUUUUGUUGGCAAUUUUAAUUUCAAAAGAAGUCAGCUAUGCAGAGCUGAAUACAUUAAUAUAUACUCCCCCUCCAAUUAACGCCCAGGGUAAAAUAUGAAAAAGCUUUAAAUAUAAAUGUUGACAUUAUAUUAUAAUUUCAAUCUAUUA